AUAUGUUUGUGUAUGUGUGUGCAUUUUUUGCUUUUGUAUGAACAUACCAAAAAGGAAUUCUCUAUUUAAUAGUUGACUAGCUCAAAAGAGUUAUAUCCGGCACUUCCGAUGGUCUUCCAUAUCGUGUUCUUGAGAAUAACUGUUGAGUUCAGCGUUGAAAAUUUGUAUCAAUAUAUUGGAUAUCAACUAUGGGGAAGCGCAAUAAUAUGAUCCCGAAUGGUCAUUUUCAUAAGGAUUGGCAACGUUUUGUCAAAACCUGGUUCAAUCAACCUGCUAGGAAAAUACGUCGCCAUAAAAGUCGUGUUAAGAAAGCAAGAGCUGUUGCUCCCAGGCCAGCAGGUCUUUUAAGACCUGUAGUUCAUUGCCCGACAUUCCGCUACCACACUAAAGUUCGUGCUGGUAGAGGAUUUACUCUGGCUGAGCUGAAAGCUAGUGGUUUGAAUAAAAGAUUUGCCAGAACAGUCGGUAUUGCUGUUGAUCCACGUCGCCGUAAUAAAUCUGUUGAAUCCCUUCAAACAAAUGCACAACGUUUGAAAGAAUAUAGAGCCAAGUUGAUCCUCUUUCCAACGAAUGAAAAGAAACCUAAACCUGGUGAUGCAACUGAGGAAGAAAGGAGAUUGGCAACUCAGUUGAAAACGGACCCGAUGCCAAUAAGGCAUCAAGCUCCCGCUAAAGCUAAAGCCCGUAUUGUAACAGAAGAAGAAACUAAAUUCUCUGCAUAUGUGGCUCUUCGCAAAGCAAGAGCAGAUGCACGUUUAAUAGGGGUUCGUGCGAAGCGAGUUAAGGAUGCUGCUGAAAACCCUGAUGACUUGACUAGACUUGCUAAGGACAGAAAGCCUAAAAAAUAAUCUUCAUGAUCUGUUUCCUCAUGCAAGUAAAAAGUAAAAAUUCUAUAAUAAAAAAA
Messenger RNA from Harpegnathos saltator (Jerdon's jumping ant), 904 nucleotides. Its product is annotated as 60S ribosomal protein L13-like. Gene Ontology annotation, cellular component: cytosolic large ribosomal subunit; ribosome. The coding region runs from base 189 to 848 and encodes 219 amino acids. Gene Ontology annotation, molecular function: RNA binding; structural constituent of ribosome. The record is from RefSeq and is a predicted model, not a curated record. Gene Ontology annotation, biological process: translation. NCBI's taxonomy places the organism in Eukaryota, Metazoa, Arthropoda, Insecta, Hymenoptera, Formicidae. The transcript is spliced from 4 exons.